AUUAGAAUUAGGCUCAGAUUGGGUAAGAAUUAAGAUUUGCAUAUAUUUGUAUUUGCUAGGGUUGGGGAAUUGUGAUGGGUCCUCAUAACACAAAAACAUGUGUGGGUGUGAGAGAGUUGGCCUUUGACAUCCUUGCUCUCUUCCUUGACCUAAAACUGUGAGUCACAUUGACACACACACAUUCCUUUUUCAGGCAAACGGAGACACACUAUUGCGUACACCUCAGUAGAUUAUUGUCCUGCUCUUAGACGUGGUUGUGGGACAGCAGACACCGGCGAUACCAAAGUAAAUGGACGACAGUUUUGUAAUUUGUCACCAUCAUAUCAAGAACACGUUUAUUGUCCUGUAGAAACUUCUAGAAAUUAUACUUAUUAAACUUUUUCUUCCCGACUACUUCUGGACAUUUUUGUCUAGAAAGGAUUACUCUAGUUUUCUUGUUUUAUUUUUGAAACUCUCAGUCGAGUGUUUCGCCGCCUCCUGUUGAUCGAUACUGGGUAUGUCACAUUUGAGGAAGAAGUGAACCUGUUGUUCAUGUGACCAUGAAUCCUUUGAUCCAUAGUCAUAGAGUUUGUUAUGUCAUCCUGUCUCUGUGCUCAGUCUGUUGUCACUAAACUUUGUCCGUUGUCUUUUGUCGUCUGUCUUGUCUUAUGAAUAUCUCGGGGCGUUGUAUUUUUUUUUUUUUUUCCGUUGUUUCAGUCACUUUACUCUUGUUGGCCGCAGCAUUUCAGCAGCACUCUGUGAUUUCUGCGUGGAGUCGUCGUGAAACAAUGCCAUAGACGUUCCAGGCCACAGUGAGGAGGCUAACGAGGGGCGUGUCCUGCUCUCACACAUUCACACAGGGAGCAUCACCUGCUGUUACACUUAGCCCUGGUGUUAGUCUUCUAGUCUUCCUCUGGGGGUGCCGAUGGUUUCCUGGAUACCUGUCCUGGGAUGGUGGCGUUCUGUGGCUGCUGCCAUGGAGACGGACAGUUUCCUUAGCAGUUUGUUUAAAACACAACAUCCAGAUGUUGUGCCAGAUGCAGCUGGUCCACAAACGCAGAAUUAGACAAGACCAGGAUACGGAGGUGCUGUGCAGCUCAGCUUCUUCUCUCAUCGUGUUUGAUGACACCACAGCAGAAAGAAUAGGACUUUCCCCGCUUCAGUGGAACCUCAUUCCGCUGUCCGGAACUCGUGAGGAUCUGUCCCGACUUGUUACUCAAAGUUAGGCAAGGUUGAAUUAUCACCAAUACAGCAAACAUGCGACACAUUCACGUGGAGUUGCCCCACAAAAAGACUCCUUUAGAACUGCCUGCCCACGAGGGGGACCUGCCGCCUCCUACGGCCCCACAAGAGGGCAUAGACCAUGGGGUCAGACCAGGGGCACCAAGGCACUUUGGCCAGGAGGAGCUGCGAUACCAGAAGGUCUACCAGCUCUCCAUUUACUCCCAGCUGGGGGAAUUUUCUACCUCCACCGAAUCCAACGCCGACAACCAGCAGAGACCUGUCCGGGUCGGUGUGAAAAGGACACUGGAAGAGACGCAACUGACUCACAAGCGCCCCAUCCUGGCAGAGUCUCCCGAGAGGGAGGCUCUGGAGGGAGGGAUUCUGUGUGGGCCGGCCCCAGCUCAAGGUGUUGGGAUGGGUUCUGCAGGACCACAGAUGGAGCACAGAGACUCUGAGGCAGGGUUGUCACCCAGGUCUCCGCCGCUAUCGCCGAGUCACACUCCGGCCCGACGUCCUACCCAGCACAAUCACGAUAAACCCGUUCCUGAUGUGUUUGCUCCGCUUUCUCCCAAAUCGUCUCCGAUGUGUGACCAGGGCCACGCAGGCGGCGGCGGCGGCUCGGUCAGGAUGGAGUCAAGUAACGGGGGCCGCACUCCCACCUACUCUGUCACCAGUCCUGGACACGAGAGCUGCACUAAUGGGUCAUCAGGAGGGCAGCCCAGUCCCCACUUGUACGAAAUGUCCACAUAUGAGACUCCCAACCCCGCCAGUCCCACUAGCCCCCCAGGUCCCUUCUCACCCCCGCACCACACCGAGCUGCAGGAACCCGGGGAGGCCACUGAAUGGGAAGUGGGACUUGAAUCCUCGCCACCGGAACGCAGUGCCACCCAGGCUGCCUCGUCGUCCUCUAAGGGCCUGUCCUCCUGGGAGAAAACUCCCAGCAGUAACGGCCACCGUCUGUCGGCAGGAGGACACUGGCCGGCCAAGAAAAGGCUGCUGUCCCCCAACGACACGGAAGAGUCGGAGGACGAGGGUCCGUCCACGUCCAAGAAAAGCCGUCUGUCCCUGCUCACCCCGGGACUGGGCUCAGCCUCAUGUCGUAGCACUGAUGCCAAAGCUGCACCUUACUGGAACCACCUGCUGCCCAACACGUGGGACCGGACCAAGAAUGGUACGGACUGCACACGAUCAGGAAGACGACUUAAAAGUGGACUUCGUUUGAAAAGUCGGCAGCUGCGCAGUGGAAGACACACAGACACCGGUCGCUCCACACGUUCCAGCUGGCCCUCGUCUUCAAUCAGCAGAUCUCUCCUCGGCAACUUUGAGGAGUCCAUUCUCAAGGGACGGUUCUCGCCCUCCGGCAGGAUCGAAGGCUUCACGGCAGAGAUCGGCGCCAGCGGCUCGUACUGCCCUCAACACGUCACUCUGCCGGUGCAGGUUACGUACUACGACAUCUCGGAGCACAGCGUUCCCUCUCCCUUUCUGGGAGUGGUUUCUCUUGAGCAUCUUGGAAAGAAAGGAUACAGCAUACCCAAAGUAGGGACCAUUCAAGUGACCUUAUUCAAUCCCAACAAAACUGUGGUGAAGAUGUUCCUGGUGACCUACAACUUCAGCGACAUGCCCGUCAAUCACAUCACCUUCCUCCGCCACCGCAUCUUCCUGGUGCCUGUGGAGGAGGGGGCCGAGGGGAGAGAAGAGGCGCCCCCUGGGGGCGGAGACAGGAAGAAGAUUCUUUGCUACCUGAUACAUCUCAGAUUCCACAGCUCCAAAUCUGGGAAGAUUUACUUGCACAACGAUAUCCGGCUGCUAUUCUCCCGCAAAUCCAUCGAAGUGGACACGGGGAUCCCUUAUGAGUUGAAAUCUUUCACCGAGGUGCCAAAAAACCCCAAAUACUCUCCGCGUGUGUGACCCUCCCCGCCCUCCCUCCCCACCCCCAGCUUGACCUU
Molecule: messenger RNA, 3149 nt
Organism: Cynoglossus semilaevis (tongue sole)
Lineage: Eukaryota; Metazoa; Chordata; Actinopteri; Pleuronectiformes; Cynoglossidae
Product: protein FAM214B-like
Exons: 10
Coding region: 1237-3111 (624 amino acids)
Source: RefSeq, a predicted model, not a curated record